Molecule: messenger RNA, 1041 nt
Organism: Drosophila ficusphila
Lineage: Eukaryota; Metazoa; Arthropoda; Insecta; Diptera; Drosophilidae
Product: nuclear pore complex protein DDB_G0274915
Exons: 2
Coding region: 10-1041 (343 amino acids)
Cellular component (GO): extracellular region
Molecular function (GO): chitin binding
Source: RefSeq, a predicted model, not a curated record
CAGAGAGAGAUGUCGCCCAACCGAAUUUACUUGCCACUUAGCCAGCUUCUCCAGCUGCCGCAGCUUCUCCUGCUGCUCGGCUGCCUGGUGGCCUCGACCCGUGGCACCUGCAACGUCUGCAACACCGUCAACAACCUGACCUGCUACUCCUCGACCCAGAUGCAGGCCUGCCAGCCCGACGUCCUGUCCACGGCCACGCCCACCGACUGCCCCAGCGGCUACGUCUGCGUCAGCGGAUCGAGCGGAGUCCUCUGCGAGCCGCAGGACUCUGCAUCCGGCAGCCAGGCGGACUGCCAGGAGUGCAACACGUGCGACUCGACGCAGACCUUCGCCUGCACCGGCACCCAGAGCUUCGCCCUCUGCCUGGGCACCCCCACUGUCCAGGACUCGGUGGGCACCUGUGCCUCCGGCUAUGUGUGCAACAUCAACGACACCCAGAUAUGCGGUCUGCCGGCGGACGGGGUAAUGGCGACCUGUUCGUAUGCGGAUGACACCACCACCUCGACGACCACCACCAGCACCACCGCAGCCACCCCCUCCACCGGUUCGGCGUCCACUUACUGCGCGGCUGUCCAGUCGCAGGGAAAAUAUGCGGUGGGCUAUAACGCGGAUACGACCUGUCGCCAGUACAUCUACUGCACGCUGGUCGGCGGCAGUUGGGUCGGGCAGACGUACACCUGCCCGGGAGCUAUGUACUUUAACAGUAGCUCCAAGAUGUGUGUGACCAGCAUGCCGUCCACUUGCUCCACCUCGGCACCCACACCUGCCACAACCACAGUGGCUCCCACGACCAGCAAUCCGGCGGCAUACUGCCAAGCGAUGCAGUCGGAGGGUUACUAUCCCGUGGGCACGGAUGCCAGCACCACGUGUCGCCAGUACAUCUACUGUUUUCUCAACGGUGGCUCCUGGAGUGGAAACAUGUACACCUGCGCCGGGAAUCUCUACUACAACAGUGCCAGCAAAAUCUGCGUUUCCUCGUUGCCUUCAACCUGCUCCACCACGGUGGCAAGUUUGACCCUAAACGGAGUGGUUCUGGAUUGA